CGUCCAUUGACCCUGCCGACCUCGCCAUCAACCGUCAAGAUGAGUGCUUCGUAUGCGGUGCGAAGCCAAUCUAGGCUCCUAGGGAGCGCUCUGCGCACACAGACUUCGCGACUAGGCCGACAAUGGGUCUGCCGGCGAUGUGCAUCUACCGUCGCCCUGCAGAGCUACUCCGCAAGCCUGAAAUCGCAGUCAAUACAAUGGCCAUUGGACCGCAGGUGGCAGCAAAGACGGGGUGCUGCUGGAGCGGCCGCUGCAAUGCUCGAGGAAGCUUCAGACCCCGACUCGCUGUCUCAAGAGACAAUCAUCGAAAAUCUCUCCGGAGAAGAGGCUCACAGGCUCUCGAGAGUACGGAAUAUUGGUAUAGCUGCUCAUAUCGACUCCGGCAAAACCACCGCCACAGAGCGAGUGCUCUUCUACACCGGUCGUAUCAACGCUAUCCACGAAGUACGAGGCAAAGACUCUGUUGGUGCAAAGAUGGACUCUAUGGAACUUGAAAGAGAAAAGGGCAUCACCAUUCAAUCUGCGGCAACCUACUGCGAUUGGGUUAAAAGGGAGGAUGGCAAGGAGGAGAAAUACCACAUCAACUUGAUCGAUACCCCCGGCCACAUUGACUUCACGAUUGAAGUUGAACGAGCACUCCGAGUUCUCGACGGUGCUGUCAUGAUCCUGUGUGCCGUGUCAGGUGUCCAGAGUCAGACCAUGACUGUUCACCGACAGAUGCAAAGGUACAACGUUCCUCGAAUCAGCUUUAUCAACAAAAUGGAUCGAAUGGGGGCGAAUCCAUUCAAGGCCGUCGAUCAGAUUAACAAGAAGCUCAAGAUUGCCGCUGCCGCCGUUCAGGUGCCUAUAGGUGCCGAAGACGAGUUCAAAGGGGUGGUCGACUUGGUUAGGAUGAAAACUUACUACGCCGAGGGUUCACGGGGGGAGAUCAUCGUCACUAAGGACGAGAUCCCUGCCGAGGUUCAAGAGCUUGUGAAGGAACGACGGGCUAUGCUGAUCGAAUCGCUGGCCGAUGUCGAUGAGGAGAUGGCCAAUAUGUUCCUGGACGAGCAGGAGCCGACAGUGGAACAACUCAAGGCAGCUAUUCGGCGAGCAACAAUCUCUCUCAAAUUCACGCCCGUUUUCAUGGGCUCUGCAUUGGCGGACAAAUUCGUCCAACCCAUGCUCGACGGAGUUUGCGACUAUCUACCCAACCCAUCUGAAGUUGCCAACAUGGCUUUAGAUCGUCGGCAAAAAGAAGCUCCUGUCAAAUUGAUCCCUUACAAUUCACUGCCCUUCGUCGGCCUAGCGUUCAAGCUGGAAGAAUCCAACUUUGGGCAACUUACGUACAUCCGUGUCUAUCAGGGCAAGUUGACGAAAGGAAUGUUCGUCUUCAAUGCCCGGACUGACAAGCGGGUCAAAAUUCCUCGAAUUGUCCGAAUGCACUCCAACGAAAUGGAAGAAGUGAACGAAAUUGGUGCGGGAGAAAUCUGCGCCGUGUUUGGAGUCGACUGUGCAUCAGGCGAUACUUUUACCGACGGCCAGCUUGGUUACAGCAUGAGCAGCAUGUACGUGCCCGAACCGGUCAUCUCCCUCAGCAUCAAACCGAAGAACAACAAGGACCUACCACAUUUCUCCAAAGCCAUAGCCCGAUUCCAGCGCGAAGAUCCCACGUUCAGAGUCCAUUUCGAUACAGAGAGUGAACAGACCAUCAUUUCCGGCAUGGGUGAGCUCCAUCUUGAAGUCUACGUUGAGCGCAUGCGACGAGAGUACAAGGUUGACUGCGAGACUGGAGCACCACAAGUCGCCUACCGUGAAACCAUCUCUAAGAGAGUCGACUUUGAUCAUCUGCUCAAGAAACAAACCGGUGGUGCUGGUGAUUACGCGCGUGUCAUGGGUUGGAUGGAGCCCAAGGGAAAUCUUGAGGGCAACCACUUCGAGGAACAAGUCGUUGGUGGUUCCAUCUCGGAGAAGUUCUUGUUUGCUUGUGAAAAAGGUUUCCUGCAGGCUUGCGAGAGAGGUCCAUUAAUCGGUCACAAAGUCUUGGGAACUACGAUGGUUGUCAACGAUGGUGCGACUCACAUGACCGAUUCGAGUGAAAUGGCAUUCAAGAUCGCCACACAGCAGGCUUUCCGCAAGGCAUUCGCACAGGCCGAACCUGUGGUUCUAGAGCCGCUGAUGAAGACGGUCGUGACAGCUCCGACAGAGUUCCAGGGCAAUGUUGUGGGUCUGUUGCAGAAACGAAACGCGGUCAUCAAUGAUACCGAAGUCGGCGUUGACGACUUUACAGUAUGGGCAGACGCCAGUCUGAACGGGAUGUUCGGCUUCAGUGGGAACUUGCGAGCGGCAACGCAGGGCAAGGGAGAGUUCACCAUGGAAUUCAGCCACUAUGAACGGGCGCCAGCGCAGGUGCAGAAGGAAUUGGUUGCGAAGUACCAAAAGGCUCAAGCUGAAAGGAACAAGAAAUAGAGCGCCUCAAACAUCGUGGUUGUUUUAGGGGGUCGGUGAGAUGACUGCAAUGGCAGCGUCGAAGCCGAGGCAUAUGGAGAAACAGCCGUCACACUGCAGCCACACUGAAGGGUCCAUUCAACUCCCCAUCACUCCCUAAUGAGCUCGUCCAGUACGAGAAUCCUGUUUCAGUACCUCCGGCUUUAAGGUCUCGUCUGGACAGCUUUUAGGAGCAGCCAUGUUCCGGUCCCAAGCACAACUGGCGCCAUUACCGAGGGAUUUUUCUCAACCAGGGCUAUCCCAUGUGCUUGGAAUCUCCCGAAUGGUUACUCCAUCUUGACGCAGAUACGAGUACUGUCUGAGGAGGUCUGGCUUGACACUCUGCCCGAGGGUCAUCUUGUACCAUACGCGUCGGUCGCCGCCGAGGCAAGGAAGCAAAGAGUCCUCGGUUUACGGCGUGGCGUGAUGUUCAGAAGGCAUGGUAGAUUGCACUUUUAUGCAUAAUGUUUGUCUUACUAGAUCUCCGCUCGAAGCGAAAAAGCAGGGCUUUGCGAUGGCGUUUGGCGGGAUGUAUAUGUUCAAGUCCAUGUAAUAUACAAUUACAAUUACCUUUGAGGACAGAGGUAGAGACAUAGGCAGAGGCGAUGCAAGCGUAGUAUGUGCGAUUUGGGUACAAUAGAUCGUGGGGAUUCCA
Exophiala xenobiotica is the source of this 3121-nucleotide messenger RNA. Its product is annotated as elongation factor G, mitochondrial. Bases 40 to 2448 code for a protein of 802 amino acids. Lineage: Eukaryota; Fungi; Ascomycota; Eurotiomycetes; Chaetothyriales; Herpotrichiellaceae. Gene Ontology annotation, molecular function: translation elongation factor activity; GTP binding; GTPase activity. The record is from RefSeq and is a predicted model, not a curated record. Gene Ontology annotation, cellular component: mitochondrion. The transcript is spliced from 3 exons. Gene Ontology annotation, biological process: mitochondrial translational elongation.